This is a messenger RNA of Dunckerocampus dactyliophorus (ringed pipefish), 9983 nucleotides long. RefSeq names its product potassium inwardly rectifying channel subfamily J member 3a (gene kcnj3a). Gene Ontology annotation, biological process: potassium ion import across plasma membrane; regulation of monoatomic ion transmembrane transport. Gene Ontology annotation, molecular function: G-protein activated inward rectifier potassium channel activity. NCBI's taxonomy places the organism in Eukaryota, Metazoa, Chordata, Actinopteri, Syngnathiformes, Syngnathidae. The transcript is spliced from 3 exons. The record is from RefSeq and is a predicted model, not a curated record. Bases 663 to 2153 code for a protein of 496 amino acids. Gene Ontology annotation, cellular component: plasma membrane.
GACAGUGAACGCAUCAUUGGAAACGAGGAGUGCGCAGGAGCGAGCGAGCAGCUGAGAAGUCAGAUGGAAAGAAGGAGGCAGCAACCACGGAUAUCAUGACAGUACAGUCGACGUUUGCCUAAAAGAAGAAGGCGAAAGCAAACACCUUCCAGUGGAACAUUGAAUGUUUCUUUUCGGCUGCGUGGAUGCAUGUCUACACCACUCCAAGGCGGGACUACAAAGAGAAGCUCCUCCAAGCCUGCAACGAGUGCGCACAGUGGUUCUUCAUGCAGGAAAGCCACCUCAUUACGCGGAGAUAUUUCCUAUGAUAUGGGCUGCAUUGAUGGAAUUUGAACGUGUACGCUUCAACUUCCUUGUGAUGAGGAACCCAGGAGAAGUGGCCGUCAUAGCUGCUUAGUGCGUAAUCGUUCUUCUCGUAUGGCUUCUCUCCCCGGGCUUUUUAAACUACACGCACACUGGUGACUGUUUCAUGGCUGUGGGGUGCAGCCGGAAGAGUCGUGCGUGGAGAAAGAGGACGGUGUAAGCAGAAGCCAGCGCACUUUUGGUCGCCUUCUUUUGCGCACGGAGGAGGUGGUGGAUGCAACUCUCCUCAGAAUCAGACUUUUCUUCUCCUCCUCCUCCUCAUUAUUAUUUUCCUCACUGCAUCUUGUUUCUUUCGUAGUAUGUCUGCACUCCGAAAGAAAUUCGGGGACGAUUAUCAGGUAGUGACCACCUCAUCCAGCGGCUCUGGCUUCAACAACCAGGCGCCCCCGGAGAAGAAGCGCAAGAGGCAGCGCUUCGUGGACAAGAACGGCCGCUGCAACGUCCAGCAUGGCAACCUGGGGGGCGAGACGAGCAGAUACCUCUCCGACUUGUUCACCACGCUGGUGGACCUGAAAUGGCGCUGGAACCUGUUCAUCUUCAUCCUCACCUACACGGUGGCGUGGCUCUUCAUGGCGUCCAUGUGGUGGUUCAUCGCCUACAUCCGCGGGGACCUCAACAAAGCCCACAACGAGAAGUACACGCCGUGUGUGGCCAACGUCUACAACUUUCCCUCCGCUUUCCUCUUCUUCAUCGAGACGGAGGCCACCAUAGGCUACGGCUAUAGGUACAUUACGGACAAAUGCCCCGAGGGGAUCAUCCUCUUCCUCUUCCAGUCCAUCCUGGGCUCCAUCGUCGAUGCCUUCCUCAUCGGCUGCAUGUUCAUCAAGAUGUCUCAGCCCAAGAAGAGGGCCGAGACGCUCAUGUUCAGCGAGCAUGCUGCCAUCUCCAUGCGAGACGGAAAACUCACGCUCAUGUUCCGAGUGGGCAACCUGCGCAACAGCCAUAUGGUUUCUGCGCAGAUCCGCUGCAAAUUGCUCAAAUCUCGGCAGACCCCCGAGGGCGAGUUCCUUCCGCUGGACCAGUUGGAGCUGGAUGUAGGUUUCAGCACGGGAGCGGAUCAGCUCUUCCUGGUGUCGCCGCUCACCAUCUGCCACGUGAUCGACACCAAAAGCCCCUUCUACGACCUCUCACAGAGGUCCAUGCAAACGGAGCAGUUUGAAAUAGUGGUGAUACUGGAGGGCAUCGUGGAGACCACAGGGAUGACCUGCCAAGCGAGGACGUCUUACACUGAGGACGAAGUUCUGUGGGGACAUCGCUUCUUCCCGGUUAUCUCCUUGGAGGAAGGGUUCUUCAAGGUGGACUACUCUCAGUUCCACGCCACCUUCGAAGUGCCUACCCCUCCCUACAGCGUAAAGGAACAGGAGGAGGCUCUGCUCCUCUCCUCGCCCGUCAUGGCGCCGUCGUUGUGCAACAGUGGGGAGAAGAACAGCUCCUUGGACUGCUUGGAGACCCUGGAGGACAAUGACAGCACCACCAAGCUGCCCACCAAGCUCCAGAAGAUCACAGGGCGGGACGGCCUGCCCAAAAAGCUUCUAAGGAUGAGCUCCACCACCUCAGAGAUGACUUACAGUUUUGGAGACCUGCCCAUGAAGCUGCAGCGAAUCAGCUCCGUUCCUGGUGUUUCCGAUGAUAAGCAGGGCGGUAAGGCCUCCAAAAUAAGCACAGAGCCCAUGAGUAAGUCGGUGGCGGACUUACCUCCCAAGCUGCAGCGACUGGCUGGGGGAGGGGGCAGGAUGGACGGACACCUACCACCUAAACUUAGAAAGAUGAAUUCAGAUCGCUUCACAUAAAGCAACGCCCCCCUCAUUUUAAGUCCUUACCUUUGUCCUGAAUUUAUGAGUGGACAAUAUUCUUCUUACUGUAUCUCAACCGAAAUGUAGACUGUGUACAAAUACCUUAUAUCAAGUAGGGUGACGCAAUUGAGCACAUUGGUCUUGGAUGUAAGUGUACAUGCAAUGAUGAAAGACUAUUUUUGGGACAAUGUACAAUUAGCACAAUCGGGCAUGUAAGAAGAAAACAGCGCAUGUAGAACCAAUCUCAAUAAUUCCUGGCAUGACAUUUACCAAUGUUUAUAUAAAAAUGAAUUUCAUUCACGAAUCUAAAGUUCCAGUGAGUGAAAAAUUGCACAAAGCCAUACGAUUUCAAACCGACAUGAUUCUAAUUUGUGGCGACGGGCGUCACACACAUUUGUUUUCAGUUUCUUGCUUUUGUUGUUUAAUGUAAAGUUGUGGCAAUGUUACGUUGACUGCAUGCUCCUCUUAUUGACUAUACAAAGGUAAUAGACAAAUAUGUUUAGCCUUAACUAUAUUACCUUGUUUCCAUUUUCAUGUUUGUUUUUUGCCCUUUCAGCGACAUGUGCAAUUUAAUGACUUUGUUUCAUUGAGCAAACACUGAAUAUUUUGUUAAAUGAUGCAUUUUUCGCCGCACCUUUUGUCCAAGCUGAAACGGACACACAGCUACGCAUUUUCCACUUGUUUAUUAAAGUCAAAUUUCAUUUAAAAGGGUCAGUCCCUGUACUUGAUAAGCACAAUGCAGUUACUGUAUAAGAAUCUCUCAUAUUUGUGAGCAUUUAUGGGCAUUUUCUUAGAAAUGACCUGUUUGGGGCAGUAGGGCAGUACUGUACAAAAAAAUCUAGAUAAGCUAUAGUAGAUGAUCAUCAAAGACACUGCCUGGUUAGAAUUAGAAGGUGGGCAUGCAUUCUCCUCUCCGCAAUGAAAGCAAUAAUAUGAAGUGCAUAAUCUUUAUAAAGCCACAGCUUCUACAACAGCCCCAUCUUCAUUGUUUACUGAAUCCAUCCCACCACUUUUGGUUCUCUCUUAAUGCAUUAAAAUAUUGUAUGUUACCGUUCAGGAAUAAAGAUCUAACAACAGUGUUUAGCGCUCUUUGGCUACAUUGUAUAUGCACGCUCUACCUCUUCCGAUCAAGUACACGCAGAAUACACAAAAACGACGACAGUCGACAGUUGGCCACUGGCCGUCAUUCUGAGCGCUGGUUACCCCGGUAACACACGGCCAUUCUCUCUGGCCCAUUUUAUUAAUCUGUCAAUCAUGGGUGUUCUCUGGUCCCCGCAAUGGUCAUCCGUGUUUUGUUGUUUAAAACCAUUUACAGUGGAAACUUGGUUUUUGCCAUUAAUCCAUUCCACAAGGUCAGACAAAAAAUAAAACGUAUGAAAACCAAAUACAUUUUUCCAAUUAAUCCAUUCCAGACACCAAAAAAUGUUAACACAUAAUAGGAUGAAUAAACCUUUAAGGACAGAAGUGCUCACUUGAACUUUAUUGUAAACUUCAGCUACUGGUACAAUUAUCAUUAUACACACUGGCCCAGCUCACUACCUACAAUGUGUCUCGCUCAAACAGCUCCCACUGCAACUGUGUGAACUCGGAACCUUCACAACAUUGUGCAUCGUUCUGUGUGUGUUCUUAGAACAAAUAAACCACCCACACAUAUAGUACAUAAUAAAGAUGAUGAAAGGAUUCCUUCGCCAGAAUCUGUCUAUGGUGUCCCAAGUCUAAAAGAACCCCUAUCCAUUCUUCACGGGCACUUGAUUCCACGGACUAGUUUGUCAGGCGCACUAUUUGGCUGUACAAUAACCGAGACAUAUUUAUUGCAAUAAUUUUCGUCGAAAACCCAUCCAUCCAUCCAUUUUUUACGGUGCUUAUUCUCACUCGUGUCGCUUGUAUGCUGGAGCCUAUCCCAGCUGACUUUGGGCGAGAGGCGGGGUACAACCUGGACUGGUCGCCAGUCAAUCACAGUGUACAUACUGUAUAGACAAACAACCAAUCACACUCACAUUCAUACCUACGGACAAUUUACAAUCGCCAAUUAACCUAACAUGCAUGUUUUUGGAAUGUGGGAGGAAACCGGAGAAAAGCCACGCACGCAAACAUGCAAACUCCACACAGGGAUGCCCAACGGAAAUUUGAACCCAGAUCUUCCCGAUCUCCUGACUGUGUGGCCAACAUGCUAACCGCUAGGUCACCGUGCGGCCUUCGUCGAAAACCAAAUCAUACAAAAACCGUAACAUAGGAAAACCAAGGUUCCACUGUAGUUCCAUGCUUGCCCACUUUGCAUUCUAGCUAGUCAUAUCAUCGCAUUGACUUUUGACAGAUUGAUUCAAAAGAUGCAUUAUCUAAGUGUUAAUGACUUGUUUUUGAUGGAUGAGUUCUCUGUUGUAACUAUGCUUUGUGCCAGUAUUUGGUGUGAGCGGCGACCUGGUGGGCGGAGUAGUUUUUUUUACUGCCUAGCGCAUUGCCCCCCCCCCAAUCACACACACACAUCAUUCCCUACCUUCCAGGCACUACUUCACUCAUGACUGGGCAUGGGAAAGAGGCUCAGGCUUGAUCUCCCUGUAGUUGGCCGCCUUUGAUGAGGGUGUCUAGUGUUGAAAGCUCCGAAACACCCACUGAUUCAAAGGUACACUACUGAUGAUGUGUCCCAAAAUUUACAUCCUUUACGCCACUCUCAACAUUCACGCCUCAUGUGAUUACCAUCUAGGAAAUUUCCAUCAAGUCUGUGUAUUUGCAAACUCUUCUCAGUGGACAAUAUGAUGGAAAUGAAACAUCACUUUACUUCUAUUGGACAGUAUCAAUAUUGUGUGAAUGGGUUUACAGUGGUCCGUCACCACUUUGCCAUUUGAAUUUUGCAGCUUCACUCCAUCACGGUUUUUCAAAAAUAUAUUCAUGAAUAAAUCAUGCUGCUUCGUGGUUGAAUACGGCCUAUUACACCCAUGCCCCUGCAAAGUCUUUUUGCUUGAUGGCAGUCAGGUUUUUCAACCGAUCUUAUUAAAAUUUUACACGCAUGCUGGUCAGUCCCCUAAAGGUGUGGACCAAACAUGGUGAUUUGGCUAAACACCCAAAAGUUACAGUGGGUGUUUUGUAGCGUCCUGUGUGAGAAAUGUCAAGUCAAUCUGACUUAUGAGGUGAAAUUGUUUAAUAACAGCGCCACCAGAGUCCACUCCACACUGAUCCUGAACAUGUGUCCUAGCAGAUAACAAAAAUACAACCUCCUGUCAGAAAUCUCAGGGACAGACAUACACUGAAAAAAUCUCAUCAAUCGACCACUCAUGCUAUAUUCUUCUGUGUUUUUGCCUCAUUGUUACAUACGCAAAAUGCUGCAAAUGUAUGCGAUCUAUUUGUAAAUCAGGGCCCAAGGAGUGUCAGAUAAGGGCUUCUGCGCCAGCACAGAGGCGGUGUCACUGCCAGAAAAAUGUUCCUCUGGCAUUUUCAUUGUUUUGUGAAAUCAGUGCUGCUGUUCUUAAUUCACAAUGCAGUCUUUCUCUCUGCCACACAUUGGGUGUAAAUAAUAGGAUUUUUUAAAAAAGAGAGACCUUGAAGGGCUUAAGGCGAUAAAAUCAGUGUUGUGAAAGAAGAACCAACAGCUCAGUCAAUUUGUGUCUUUAACCUGUUGUAGCCUUUUUGUGUGGUUCUUACAAACCCAAUCAGAAUAGCAAAACUGGUGGUACCACAAAGUGGGGCGUCCGUCCCUUCAUGCCCAAACUGAAUCAACACUUGCUGUGCCAGAAUACACUGUCCCUUUAUCAUAUCAUCGAGGACAUCUCUGCUCACUCUUAUUCCUUUGUCACACAGGCAGUGACAUGUCUAUGUAGAAAAAGGACUUCAAUGUUAAAGUAAUAGACGCAAAUGUUCAUUCGAAAUGGGAACAAUAUGGCCAUCUCUGAAAUUGUGGGAGAUGAUCGGAGAUUGAGAGAUGUUCUGGUAGGCUAAGUCUUAUUGGCAGGUUUCUUGAUAAGUAACAUCUGGCACAGAUUAGAAGUGGAAAUAGAAACAAGGCUUGCUGUCAAUGAGUUUGUGUUUCCUCGGUUCUAAUCCAAUGUACAGUACAUAUAGAACAGACCUUUGAGAUCAUUGCAGAAAAAAUACACACAAACGUAAAACACAAUACUGUACAAUGGAUUGUGCUAUCGUUUAUGUUGAAAGUGUGCCAAGAAAAAUAGUGUAUGGCAUGUCAGAUGGUCCACGGGGGUUAGAAGGGACGUGUAAGAUGGGGUCAGAUAGCUCAGAAGGUGUGUUAGAUGACCCAGAAGAAGGUUAGGUAGUCAGUAGUAAUUAACACAUGGUAAAGUAACGGUGCUGAUAUUCGAUGAAACGUAGCAAGAAUAAUAUCAUAAAAUAGAUAGACGCUUAUCCGAGUCAGCUAUGCUGAAGACUGGGGAGUGUAGAACCCUUAAGGGAGGACUCAUAGAGGAGUCAUUGAGUAGGAAGUUUCCAUACUUUCUAACAGGAGUGAUCCUUAAUUUGUCCACUAGAUGUAGUCAAAGAGGGCACACUAGCUAGGGGCAAAGAGAUGUAGACUAAUAGCACCCUCUCUGGACCCCCUUUCAGGAAAAUCACCUUAAUAUUCUGUACCAUAGACAUGCAUUGUUUGCAGUAUAUAAUAGAUUCCCACUAAUCGCGGGGGUUACUUUCCGAGACAACCCACAAGUAACUGAGACGCCUGUGAAAAUGUGUAUUUUUGACAUACGGCUCGCUCCUUCCCCUCCAAACCCUCCUCUUUUGGCCUAAAUUAAGCAUUUUCAAGCAUAAAAAUGGCUAAAUGAACUAAACUACAAAUAUAAAACACUCAGAAGAGGCAGUCAAAGACGUGAUUUGUUGUAGUAUUUUACACUCGUCGCUCAGUGUCAGUAAUGUUACUGUAAUGUUUGGAGAGCAUCAGACCUGAUAGCUGGAACAACAGGCUUUUAUUGCAGGUCCUAAAUUAUCUCACAAGAGGCACGAUAAUCCUUUACAUGAGCUACUGUUGCGGCUGUAACCCACGCCAAACCAAAACUCAGCUCUGAACUCCCGACAUCACUGCCUGUCCAUGCCCCAAAUAGCACAACUAGCACUGGAAAACAUUUACAGCAACACACAAGUAUUAUUUAUGUCUCUUAUUAUGAUUAGUAUAUUGGGUAAUACGAUUGUAAAGGUGACAAUAGGGGUGUUAUUUCAUGUCCAGAGGGCUCUAAUAAUAUUAAAAACUGUAUUUAAAAGGUCAUAAACAGGUUUUCUAUGCUCUAAGUAUGAAAAUAUUUCAUUUAUAAAUAAGGUAUCCUACUUUGCGGAAAUUCACUUCGGGUCUGGAACCAUUUAACCGUGAUAAACGAGGGAUGACUGUGUACUUUUUUAAGAAAAGUUGGGGAAGGUUAAUCACCUACAGUAUUUGGUAUUGUUCGAUCAUUGCUAACAAAUAUUACAUGAUAUUACAUUAUUAAUUAAAAUCCAAAUUGUAAGACCAGUUGAAAAAUUGCAAGAAUUUACAUUUUGCACUGUUGAAUCUUAAGGAGGUUCUAAGUAGAGUUUCAAAAUUCAAAAUGUUUUUUGAGUAAGCAAUCGCAAACAACCACUAAACUGAAAUAGUUUGUUCAUCAGCUGAUCAAAAGUUAAAGUCCAUAGCUAAAAAACCCUCAACCCCCCCCCAAAACAAAAAAAGACUCAGCAAUGAGUAGCUGCGCCAUUCUUGUUAAUCACCUGAAAAUCUCCAUAUAGCCAGCUGCCAUUGGACGCCCCUGCACAACCUGAAACUCCAUUGUUUCGUCAUGAUGGCGCCCCCUCCGCUGUGCUGUGUGGAAAACAUCUCAGCUGGGAUCUCCUUGUCAUGCAUGUAACAUUGGAAGACAUCAGGUCCGUCAAGGUUACAUUUUUUUCUCAUCAGAGAUUCUCAUCUUUGCAUGUCCCAUGUUUCCACAUGGGAAGGAGGUUGAAGGUUGAAAGUUUUUUGUUCUUUUGUUCUCUCUCGCAGUAGCUGUCUGAUGCCUAUUGGACGGCACUUGGCACCAAUAACAACCUUCAUUUUGGGUCGAGGAUCCUCCUGUGUCUUCAUGGGCAGCCAAUCGAAUCCUCUGGUUCAGGGCGGGUGAAUUUUUUUGGUGGGUCUACCACUUGACUUUUUUGUUCCAUAACUCUCAGGAUCUUUUAAGAAGUUUAAAAUGACUGUCUGACUGCGACCAACCUCAGCAGCAAUGGUGCGCUGCGAGAGACCUUGCUUAUGCAGCUCAACAAUCCGAGCGUGUUCAAAGAGAGAAAGCUUUUGGUCUCACUCCCAUUUCUUCUUUUUGCAUUUCGAAGCUCUACUUAGAACAGGGGUUCUUAACCUUCUUGACCUCGGGGACCAACUUUUUCUGUAUGCUGUGGAAUGAAUCAAAUCCACUUGCAAUUAAAAAGCUAAACCCUUGUCAGCCUUGUAUGUCUGAGGCCAUGUCCACGAUUUGAUGACUCACAGUGUCGUUUGAAAGUGUCAGCAGCUUCUUUGCAGCGGCUUCUUCGAUCAUCUCACAGCACAUAUGAACUGCGGCUGACAGAACCAACUCCUCCCCUGUAGUGAAUGGCUUCUUGCUGUGUUCUAUACGUCUGGCAACCAGAUAGCUGGCUUUCAAAGCACAUUUGGAGGUGCUAACCAUUGUCACAACAGACCUUUUUUUGAUCUGAAAUCCAUUUUCUUUUUGUCUGAAGAAUUCCACCAGCUUUCCUACGAGCAUCGCAUGUUUGGUCUUGAGAUGCCGCUUUAGCUUAGACAGCUUCAGAGCUUCUUUGGACAGCAUUAAGCCGCAUUUGACACACUGCACUCUGGGCUCUAUCUCGGUGCCUCCAUUCACAAAGCCGUACUUUAUAAAGUCAGGAUUGUAUUUCUGGAAAAAAAUUGUCUUUUGAGGGAGUUCGUCCUUAGUUUCAUCUUUAUUUUUUCUUUUUAAAAACUUCUCCCUCACUUAGCUGCUAGUUGAGUGUCUUCUGUGGCUAAUGUAUUACUGUGACUGUGACUGAUGUAUUACUGCCACAAGUGGUGGGAGGCUUUAUUGCAACUGAUUGUCUCACAGAUAACAGCCCUUACAUUUGUGCGGCCCUCCAGGUGGCGCUGGCAGCCCAAGCAUUAAGAAUCUCUGACUUAGAAUCACCUUAAGAUCCAACAGUGCAAAAUGUAAAUUCUUGCAAUUUUUCAACUGGUCUUAAAAUUUUCAUCAGAACCCCUGUUUUAAUGUAUUGCAUAAACGUUUGUGUCCAUUACUGAGAAAUAACGAACCAAAAUGUAUUUAAACAAAUAUUGAAUGAUAUUACAUGAUAUUACUACUAGGGAUGUCCCGAUCUGAUCUUCAGGAUCGGGAUCGGCUAUCGAUCCACUGUAUUUUGAAGAUUGGAUAAAGUUGGCGUCUGCCACGAGAUCGGUUGCUGUAUAAUGUUCGAAACACUGCGCCACACUCCAACAUUCUAGGUGUGGUAAUGGGCCUCACAGCUGGUUGUCACUCGACUCCCGCCACCUGCAAGAAGAAGAAAACGCAACACCACCAUGCAGACAUGUCUGCGGUGUGCCGUAGUGAAGUUAGUUUUACGUUGGACGUUGGAUAUUCUGCUCCGUAGCUACAGCGGUAGCUCCCCCUCACUGUGCCCGGACUGCUGUGUCUUGGUGCGAGGAGCUCGCAUGGGAAGUGCCGCUCUAACCGCUGGUUGUUUAUACUAGGGACUAGGGAUCAAUUACUAUUUUAAUAUAAGAGAAUUUGUUUAAAAAAAAGUCAUAUAUUCUAAAUCACACCACAAAUUGAUCUAUAACAAUGUCAAAUGAUUAGUCCUACCCUAAAAGUAUUUUGCACGGCCAUUUUUAUUGGAUGGACUUUUAUUGGAUCUUUUAUUGAA